CAACACCAGAGUGCGUGAACCUCUCCGGCUCUAUUACGGUUCCCCGGCCGGCGCUGCUACAAUUCCGUCCUUUUGACCUCUCUCGUGUUUGACAGUUUACCGUACCUGAGCGCGCGCUGAAAUGGCCAACGCUCUGAAGAGCUCGUUAUUCGUUUCGCUGCCGAAAAGCGCUUACGGCGUAACGUGCGCACGCGCUUGCUCGUGGUGGUCGCACGUCGAAAUGGGCCCUCCCGACCCGAUUCUGGGAGUUACAGAAGCCUUCAAGAAAGACACAAACCCGAAGAAGAUGAACCUGGGCGUAGGAGCAUACCGCGACGACACCGGAAAACCGUACGUUCUGCCCAGCGUGCGAAAAGCCGAGGAGAUCAUUAUGUCAAAGAAGCUGGACAAAGAGUACCUGCCCAUUGGCGGUAUGUCCGAGUUCUGCAAUGCCGCCGCGCAGCUGGCUUUCGGCGAGGACAGCGAAGUCGUCAAGAACAAGCGAAACACCACCGUUCAGGGCAUUUCCGGAACGGGCUCGCUCACGAUCGGCGCUUUCUUCUUGGGCCAGUUCUUCAAGGGCAACCGCGAGAUCUACAUGCCCACUCCUACAUGGGGCAAUCACGUACCGCUUUUUAAGCGUGGCGGGCUGACUGUUAAGCAGUACCGCUACUACGACCCCCAGACUUGCGGAUUCGAUUUCAGCGGCGCGCUGCAAGAUAUCGCCAAGAUACCCGAGGAAUCCGUCAUCCUUCUUCACGCGUGCGCGCAUAACCCGACCGGCGUGGAUCCGAAACUUGAACAGUGGAAGGAAAUAUCGAAAGUGAUCAAGAGCCGCCGUCUGUUUCCGUUCCUGGACAUGGCGUACCAGGGAUUCGCCACCGGAGACAUCGACCGUGACGCGGCGGCCGUGCGGCUCUUCGCAGAAGACGGCCACGGUUUUGCAGUCUCCCAGUCUUUCGCCAAGAACAUGGGCCUGUACGGCGAGCGCGUAGGCGCAUUCACAAUGGUUUGCGGCUCUAAGGAGGAGGCGGACCGUGUCAUGUCGCAGAUCAAGAUCAUUGUUCGACCCACCUACUCGAACCCGCCCAUCCACGGCGCUCGCCUUGCGCACCUGAUUUUGACCGACCCCGAACUCCGCCAGCAGUGGCUCAAGGACGUUAAGGGCAUGGCGGAUCGCAUCAUCGGCAUGCGAACGCGACUGCGCGACGGUCUCAAGCGAGAGGGCUCCACGAAGAACUGGCAGCACAUCACCGACCAGAUCGGCAUGUUCUGUUUCACCGGCAUGACGCAAGAGCAAGUAGCGCGGCUCAUCAAGGAGUUCAGCGUGUACCUGACCAAAGACGGCCGAAUCUCAGUGGCAGGCAUCUCUUCCAACAACGUGGACUACUUGGCACAUGCGAUGCACCAAGUCACCAAGUGAAGACAGGCCUUCACCACCAGCUUAGGGCGUCGAGUUCAUCCAUACACAAGGUACCACAGUAGGCCUUCAGGUGCAGCCCUUGUAGAUUGGAUCACAGUUACAUCUACAUCAAGGAGGCUGUAGGUGACUCACGUCAAUGUCACACACUGUUGUGUUUGGCUUUAAGACUAUGGCCCCCACGUCUAUUCUCGAGUCAGUCAUCAGUGAUACUUGGGACUUUGCUGGAAGUGUCAUAUGGAAAGCAUCAACACUUUAGUCACAUGUCAAAAGGAAACCAACACCCAUUUAAUUUUUUGUCGUAAUUGGGUUAUUGCAUUGCAACUGGUGACAAUAAUUGUUGAAUUUGUAUUACCUUUUAAUAAGCAGGCUCGGUGCAUAGUUGUUCCUUAUCAAAUAUGCAAUGAUGAAAUAUUUCCUUAUUAGUAUUUCUUGCUGUAGAUUGUUUGGUCACGUUGAUCUUUUGUUGUACUUAUUUAAAUUGAAGUGUUCAUUCGCCAUGCUAGUAGUUUUCGUGAAAUAAAUUCAGCUUGAAAUGA
Molecule: messenger RNA, 1938 nt
Organism: Dermacentor andersoni
Lineage: Eukaryota; Metazoa; Arthropoda; Arachnida; Ixodida; Ixodidae
Gene: Got2
Product: glutamate oxaloacetate transaminase 2
Biological process (GO): biosynthetic process; L-aspartate catabolic process
Cellular component (GO): mitochondrion
Molecular function (GO): L-aspartate:2-oxoglutarate transaminase activity; pyridoxal phosphate binding
Source: RefSeq, a predicted model, not a curated record